This is a messenger RNA of Diceros bicornis minor, 6114 nucleotides long. It is a transcript of the gene SLC9A7, whose product is annotated as solute carrier family 9 member A7. Gene Ontology annotation, cellular component: recycling endosome; membrane. The coding region runs from base 28 to 2211 and encodes 727 amino acids. Gene Ontology annotation, molecular function: sodium:proton antiporter activity. The transcript has 17 exons. NCBI's taxonomy places the organism in Eukaryota, Metazoa, Chordata, Mammalia, Perissodactyla, Rhinocerotidae. The record is from RefSeq and is a predicted model, not a curated record. Gene Ontology annotation, biological process: proton transmembrane transport; regulation of pH; sodium ion transport.
UCGGGAGGCGCGUGCGGCCCUGGGGCCAUGGAGCCUGGUGACGCGGCGCGCUUUGGCCCGGGGCGGGCGGCCCGGGCGUUGCCACCGCGGCUGCUGCUGCUGCCGCUGCUACCGCUGCUGCUGGGUCGGGGGCUGCGUUCCGCGGCCGCGGCCUCCUCCUCUGGGGCGGCGGCCGAGGACAGCAGCGCCAUGGAGGAACUCGCCACGGAGAAGGAGGCGGAGGAGAGCCACCGACAAGACAGCGUGAGCCUGCUCACCUUCAUCCUGCUGCUAACGCUCACCAUCCUCACCAUCUGGCUCUUCAAGCACCGCCGGGUGCGCUUCCUGCACGAGACCGGGCUGGCCAUGAUCUAUGGGCUCAUCGUUGGGGUGAUCCUGAGGUAUGGCACCCCUGCCACCAGUGGCCAUGACAAGUCACUCAGCUGCACUCAGGAAGACAGGGCCUUCAGCACCUUAUUAGUGAACGUCAGUGGGAAGUUCUUCGAAUACACCCUGAAAGGAGAAAUCAGCCCUGGCAAGAUCAACAGUGUAGAGCAGAAUGACAUGCUGAGGAAGGUAACAUUUGAUCCAGAGGUCUUUUUCAACAUUCUGCUGCCUCCAAUUAUUUUCCAUGCUGGAUACAGUUUAAAGAAGAGACACUUUUUCAGAAAUCUCGGGUCUAUUCUGGCCUAUGCCUUCUUGGGGACUGCUGUUUCUUGCUUCAUUAUCGGAAAUCUCAUAUAUGGUGUGGUGAAGCUCAUGAAGAUUGUGGGACAGCUCUCAGAUAAAUUUUACUACACAGAUUGUCUCUUUUUUGGAGCGAUUAUCUCUGCCACUGACCCAGUGACCGUACUGGCGAUAUUUAAUGAAUUGCAUGCAGAUGUGGACCUUUAUGCACUUCUGUUUGGAGAAAGCGUUCUAAAUGAUGCUGUUGCCAUUGUACUGUCCUCGUCUAUUGUUGCCUACCAGCCAGCGGGGCUGAACACUCAUGCCUUCGAUGCUGCGGCCUUUUUUAAGUCGGUUGGCAUUUUUCUAGGUAUAUUUAGUGGCUCUUUUACCAUGGGAGCUGUGACUGGCGUUGUGACUGCUCUAAUAUCCAAGUUUACCAAGCUGCACUGCUUCCCCCUGCUGGAGACGGCACUCUUCUUCCUGAUGUCCUGGAGCACGUUCCUUUUGGCAGAAGCCUGUGGGUUUACAGGCGUUGUAGCUGUCCUUUUCUGUGGAAUCACACAAGCUCAUUACACCUACAACAAUCUGUCGGUGGAAUCAAGAAGUCGAACAAAGCAGCUCUUUGAGGUGUUACACUUCCUGGCAGAGAACUUCAUCUUCUCCUACAUGGGCCUGGCGCUGUUUACCUUCCAGAAGCACGUUUUCAGCCCUGUUUUCAUCAUUGGAGCUUUUGUUGCCAUCUUCCUGGGCAGAGCUGCACAUAUCUACCCGCUUUCCUUCUUCCUCAACUUGGGCAGAAGGCAUAAGAUUGGCUGGAAUUUUCAACACAUGAUGAUGUUUUCAGGCCUCAGGGGAGCGAUGGCAUUUGCGCUGGCCAUCCGAGACACUGCAUCCUACGCCCGCCAGAUGAUGUUCACGACCACUCUCCUCAUUGUCUUCUUCACCGUCUGGAUCAUUGGUGGAGGCACAACGCCCAUGUUGUCAUGGCUUAAUAUAAGAGUUGGCGUCGAGGAGCCCUCCGAAGAGGACCAGAACGAACACCGCUGGCAGUACUUCAGAGUUGGUGUUGACCCAGAUCAAGACCCACCACCCAACAACGACAGCUUUCAAGUCUUGCAAGGGGAUGGUCCAGAUUCUGCCAGAGGAAACCGGACAAAGCAGGAGAGUGCAUGGCUAUUCAGGCUGUGGUACAGCUUUGACCACAAUUACUUGAAGCCCAUCCUCACACACAGUGGCCCCCCAUUAACCACCACUCUGCCAGCCUGGUGUGGCUUGCUCGCUCGAUGUCUGACCAGUCCCCAGGUGUACGACAACCAAGAGCCACUGAGAGAGGAAGACUCCGAUUUCAUCCUGACCGAGGGUGACCUCACUUUGACCUAUGGGGACAGCACUGUGACUGCGAAUGGCUCCUCAGGCUCCCACACGGCCUCCACGAGCCUCGAGGGUGGUCGGAGAACAAAGAGCAGCUCAGAGGAGGUGCUGGAACGAGACCUGGGAAUCGGAGAGCAGAAAGUUUCAAGCCGGGGCACCCGCCUAGUGUUCCCUCUGGAGGAUAAUGCAUGACUUCCCCCGCAAACCCUGAAGCGAUGGGGUCGGCCCAGCAGCGGGGUGAGGAUGGCUGCAAGCCCCAGUGGUGUUUGAGGCGGGGCAUUGACUGAUUGGAACUUACGCUCCUAUUUUACUGAGGUCUGAAGAUAUCAUAACAUUUAAAAUUUAACCCAAGAUGCAGAUGGUGGGGCUAAAGUGUGUCUAAAUCAAGACAAAUGCAGACCUAUUCCUACUUUUUCACAUAGUAGUGCACUGUUCAGAGUUAAACAAACAAAAAAAUAGCAUGCUUUAAUGGUCUCUUCAUUCACCUGCAGUAUCUGAACAACGUGUGGCAGGUGCUGGGGCCUCUUCCCAGGAGAGGCUUCCUAUCCAUACGUGGCAGUGCAAGCCUAACUGGCUGUAGGAAUAGCAAGUUAGGGGACAACAGGCUAGAGGAAAGAUCGUGAAGGAAGGCAAUUCAGAUUGGACCUCCAAGGAUUAUGGGAAGCUGGUGUUACAUGGGACAGAAAACACGACCAAGCAAUUUGAGCGGAGGUUCCAGCCACGAGGGCUGCGUGACUGCAGCCUCAGAUCAGGAUUCCUGACUUUUGUUGCUCCCUGUGUUUCCUCUAGACUGAAGACUGGAAAAUAUAUCCGUGAACAUUUCAACAUGGGGGCAAGAAUUAUAAUUCCUUCUGGAAAUCUCCAUAAAGAACAAGUUACUGAAAUGUUUUAAACCAAAGGCAAAAUAUCGUUAUACUGUUGUUUUUUAAUUAACCUGAGGACAAGAGAACUGUUUAGAAAUUGAUGAUGAUAUCACUGCAAAAACCAGUCAAUUCUUGAGGGCUACCAUAUGAGCUGACUGCCUACGAACUGAGGAAUAGGACCGAGAUAUCUAAUGUGGGUUUAGAAAUAACACCAAAAUUUGCGGGAUACUUUUUUCUGGGGAAGAGAAGGCAGCAAGAAGCCUAAGAGACAAUAGGCUAGUAUUCAGAGGGAAGAAAUCUCACUGUGAAAAAAUUAUCUGCAAAGAAAACACAAGAGAGUAUUCUAAAGACUGAGUAGAAUUCUAAACUUUGAGCUAGUAAAUGCAUGAGAUUUCAGUGGCCACAUGAGGAAGCAGAAGUGAGUCAAUGGAAGGUUAAGCAUUAUUCAACCCAGUGGAAGUUUCCAUCUACUAUAAGAUUAAGAAUCCAGAUGUCUUCACACUGAGUGCUGUGUAGAGAAGGGUCAUUUUCUUGGUACCUGGGGUGGCUUGCACCAGCUUGAUGUGUGAGUGUGGUUUGAAAUUUGGGUUUUUAGUUUGGGUUCUUUGUGGGUGAGCUAUUCUACCUGCCCACACCUGUAGUAGGUGAAAUACCGAGAGAAUUCUUGGAAACCAAGUUUGAGAUUCUCCCCACGUCUCGAUGCUUCAGUGCUAGUAUAUUUGAAAACCCAGUUUCUAAAAAAUGCUUUCAUAAAAUGUAGGCAUUUUUCUUAAUUAUGGCAGACAAAAUAGUGGCCCAUUCUAGUAUACCCAUAAUGAAAUCAGCCUUUUAAUCUUCUUAACUCACAGUUUUAAUGGUUAAUUUUUAAAUAAGACAUUGUUUCAUAUCUUGUUUUUGAAUUGAUAAUUUGUGAAAACCAGGAAAAAAUUAUUAUUAGGUUGAGUCAUAUGAAAUUGCUGAUAUUGAACCGUUUUUAAAAAACAGAAAUGGUAAUUUCUUAUGGUUCUGGUUCAAUAUAAUAUUCCCCUCUUUCUUUUCUCUCCAAAGUCCAUUUUGAUUUUAUGGUCAUCCAUGGGCUUUGUAAGUUUGAUAAAAAGCUAACCAACAGACAUAACUCCCUGAGACCCAGGGUUACCUAGGCUAGUGAGGGACUGGAGAAAACCUACAACCCGCAGCCAGAGAAUCAGCUUUCUUAGAGAGCCCUGGCUGGAGGUUAUUAUGGCGUGGGGUCAGGCUGCAGAGAGCAGCUGCCAGGCUUGGCAGAAGGCUGGCGAUAUGUGUUUGUGCCUGUGCCUGGAACCAGCACAAGAGUUCUUACUCAGUAGAGUUAUCUCAGUAAUGACCACUCAUGCCAUAUAAACUUAAAAGAUGAGGCUUUUGUGUGUGUUUUUUGCAGAGCUGGAGGGAUAGGCUGCUUGGGUCUUUAUAAAAAGCCUUACUUAUCUCUUAUGUUGUUUAUUUACUUAAUUUUGGAGGGAAGAAGCUAACAGAAAAACCCUGACAAUGGUUCUUGAAAAGAGCCAACCAGGUAGGACAUACUCUGUAUUCAUUAACCUCAAGGCUUUGUUGUCAUUUUGGUUUUCCAGGAAGCUUUCAGCAAAUUAUAAGAAAUUACCCUCAUAGGAAGGAAAAAUAACCACUGAAUUUCUCAUCCUAAUCUUAGGUCAAUCCGUAGAUUGUUGUGUUUCCCCCCAAAGAGUCUCAAAGUCUUCACUGCAAACAUUUUAUUCUGACCUACUUAAAUCUAAGUAAAUGGAGGUUUGCCAAGACCAAACUUGAGCUAGGGUUGUAGUUAUUUGAUUGGAUCUUUUUAUUCAGUGGAUCAAAGUCACUGACCUAUGGUCCAAAUUUUUGUUUGCAAGAUGUGAAGAAUAAUCCUGACCUUACCAGGGGUCCUGGGAAGUAAGUCCAUUCAUUGAGAUACUCCCACUUCUAGAAGCAUUAUGCCUAUGCUGAGUGGACAAAAGUGGGAUGCCACGAAGCCCAGAAACAUCUAACUCAAGGCCAUUUGUCUGCUGCCUGUCUGGCAUAAAUCAGAUCAAAACUGCUGAGUAAUGAUACAUCCAACUAAACAAAGUUCCUCUGAGAGGAUAGUCCCAAGUCAUCUUAGAAACAUAUUUGUUCUGGGUUGGGGGGAUGACAGUUCAGCAGAGUCGAAUGUUCUAGAGCAGAGGUUCUCAACCCUGGCUGCACAUUAGGAUUACCUGGCUAGCUUUUUAAAAAACGUCAAUGCAAGGGCUCUACCCUCAGAGAUUCGGAUUCAGUAGGUUUGGCUUGGGGCCUAGCUUCCAUGCUUUGUUUUGGAUCCUCGGGGAUUCUGAUGUGCAGCUAGGGUUGAGAGCCUUUAGUGUAGAACUUACAGUGGACCCUAUUUGGAACCUUAAAGAAUAGCCUAGCAAAUUUUUUUUUAAAUUGUUAGUCAUAUGGAACAAACAGUGUUGAUUGAUAACACAGACUGGGCAGCUGUGAGUGAGCUUCACGUGAAUAAUCUCUGCAGACCUCAAGAAUGUACUCCGUAAAGUACAACUGAAAAGGUCACAUUUGAAAACCUUAGAGCAUGAAAGGGAGAGGGUGACUUGAGUGUAUGUAUGGGGGAGGGAAUUAAAAACCUGUCAUUUGUGGAAAAAAAGGGAUUUUGUCUUAGCUGCUGACUAAUCAAAUGUGAAGGUUUCUAAGAAACUGUCUUUUCAGUUUAACCUGGGAUUAAAUUAAUAGUCCCCCUUGCAGUCAAGUGAACUUUCUUUCUCUUCACACUUCGCUUGCCCCCAUGCCUGAAUCCGUGCUGGACUCCUCAGAACAAGUGUGGGCCCUUCACUGCCAGAGCAGAGGCCCCGCUGUGGGGAUGUCGCUAGCAGGUGAUUGAGGAGAUGCAAACCUUCGUAUAGCACCAACAGAGGGAAAAUAACACCUCCUGCCAUCCUCUUAAUACUCUUUUUGGAGACUACAGGGAGACCUGAACUUUCUCUCCCAGAGAAGGAAAUUGGAAUUUAAAUAAGGCUGCAUUUCUUCCUAGGAAACAAGUAUAGGAAGGGCACAUGUGAUUAAAUGGACUCUGCCCAUCCAGGGUACUUACUGGGGUGACCAGACAAAUUACCGUAGAAGCCUUGAAGCCAAAUCACACUGUGACAUCAGAUGUUUCAUCAGGCAAACAGCAAGGGGCUCUUUCGGCUGUGUUCUCUAGACUUGAAAAUGUCCUCUGUGGUUUGGUUGACAAAUGAAAUCUCUUUAGAAA